AUAAACUUAAUAAACUUAUUAUAAAAAAAUCUGCAAAACACCAUUAUAAAUUACAUAAAAAAACAUACACAUGUUAAAAUUUUAUGAUAUAUUGUAAGUAAUAAUAUGAUUUAACAAAAAUAACUUUAUAAGACAAUUAUUUUGUGAGUCCAAUUAACCACUCACUCCCAUGGUGAUAUUUCCAAGAACUUCCGAGUCAGACUUGGACUCCAAGUACUUUUAAUUAUUAGCAUUAGAUUGGAAUCUUCAAGGACUUCGACUCCAAGUAAUAUUAUCUUUUAGGCCGCAAACUCGGCCACUCAUUCUGAAAUAGAGUUUACUUCGGAAAGGUCCCCACGAUUCUGUCAUUUCAACCCAAAAUGGACAAAAUAUGGUUACGUGUUCUCUUACAUCAGCAGCCAACUAUCAUAUUCUAAAAAUUAGCCCCAAACUUUGCUUAUAUAACACAUUUUGGCACUCUUCUAUUGUCAGAUCACGUCCACGGUUCCUUUAAUGGCUCAAGGUCACUUUGUCUUGAUCCCUUUCAUGGCUCAAGGACACUUGAUCCCCAUGGUAGAUAUUGGUCGACUGUUAGCGCAGCGUGGCGUGACUGUUACUAUAGUUACAACACCUUACAAUGCAGGCAGAGUCCAAAAAUCAGUGGCCCGGGCCAUUGAAUCAGGGCUCCCCAUACGUUUACUGCAACUCCAGUUUCCUGGCAAAGAAGUAGGACUGCCAGACGGGGUUGAGAAUAUAGACAUGUUGCAUUCAAUGGAGGACUUGAUCAAAUUCGUCAGUGCCGCAAACAAGAUGGAAGAAGCAAUGCUGAAAUUAUUUGAGAAGCUAACACCACGCCCCAAUUGUAUUAUUUCAGACAUAAACCUGUUUUACACCCGCAAAAUCGCUACCAAGUUCCAAGUUCCAAGGAUAUCCUUCCAUGGAUUUUGUUGCUUCUGUCUUCUUUGUUUGCGGAAUAUACAGUCCUCAAAGAUAAAUGAGACUGUAACCUCUGAUUCUGAAUACUUCACGGUGCCUGGUUUGACCGACAAGGUGGAAUUUACUAGAGUCCAGUUGCCUCUUGACAAUGAUGGAUCCUGGAAGGAAAUUUUUGAACCGAUGUGGGAAGCUGACCGAGCAUCAUAUGGAGUUGUCAUAAAUACCUUCGAAGAGCUGGAAUCAGCUUAUGUCAAAGAGUACAGGAAGGAAAAGAAAGCUUGGUGUAUUGGUCCAGUGUCUCUCAGCCACAAAGAUGAGUUGGAUAUGGCUGAAAGAGGUAACAAAACUUCAAUCGAUGGGCAGAAGUGUUUGAAGUGGCUUGAUUCUCAACAACCCGGCUCUGUAAUCUAUGCUUGCCUUGGGAGCAUAGGCACUAUAAAGUGUCCAGAACUGAUAGAGUUAGGAUUGGGGUUAGAGGCAUCGAACAAGCCAUUCAUUUGGGUCCUAAGAGGAAAUAAUCCAACGGCAAGCGAAGUAUACAAGUGGAUUAAAAGGAAUGAAUUCGAAGAAAGAACAAAAGGAAGAGGGCUUGUGGUUGUGGGAUGGGCUCCCCAAGUACUCAUUUUGUCACACCCAGCAAUAGGAGGCUUCCUAACUCAUUGUGGAUGGAAUUCAAUAAUCGAAGGCAUUUCUGCUGGUGUCCCUUUGAUAACAUUUCCAUUCAUGGGAGACCAGUUCUGCAACGAGAAACUUGCAGUACAAAUACUGAAAAUUGGAGUCAACCUUGGGGCUAACAAGCCUACGAUGCUGGGAGAUGAGAAAUCUGGGUUCAUUUUAAACACGGAACAUGUUAAAAAUGCAAUAGACAAACUGAUGGAGCAAGGAAAUGAAGGAAAAGAGAUGAGAAAACGAGCCAAAGAAUUAGGUGAUGAGGCGAAUAAAGCAGUUGAAGUGGGGGGGUCUUCUUACAUGAAUAUUACACUGUUAAUACAAGAUAUCCUCCAACAAUCUCAGGAAAUGCGUUAGGAUUUGGUUCAAACCUGAUCGGAUGGCCACAACUGGGUAUUUAUUUCCCUUUUGAUGUAAAACUGUAAAAACUAGAAUAAUGCAUCAAAACAUCAAAUUAAAGCAAACUACGAAAUUUUUUAAAAA
Messenger RNA from Gossypium arboreum, 2067 nucleotides. RefSeq names its product UDP-glycosyltransferase 73C12-like. Bases 493 to 1941 code for a protein of 482 amino acids. The record is from RefSeq and is a predicted model, not a curated record. Lineage: Eukaryota; Viridiplantae; Streptophyta; Magnoliopsida; Malvales; Malvaceae. Gene Ontology annotation, molecular function: UDP-glycosyltransferase activity. The transcript has a single exon.